AUGGAUACUCUCCGUCGCCGGAUUCCAUUCAAACUCUCGGAAGAUGAUGACACAGGACUGGAGAAUGACAUUCUUGACGAGCAAGAACAAGAAGAGUUAAUCGACGAAUUGCGCCGGGAGAACGAAAACGUCAAUCACGCAUAUUCCAUUGCUUUGAAAGUUCUUGUUGGUCUUUCAUGUAUACUCCACGUUACUACAAUCAACCAUAACCCGCUAUUCUCCAUUUUCCCAAUUCAGGGAAACGAAGUCUCGAUACCUUUGCCCGCAAUAUUCACUAUUCUGGCGCUAUACAUCCACUUCAACCUCGUCCUCCUUUUCUUCUCCAACGAAAUACGUAUCCGCUUCAAUCUAUCCGGCCCAAUUGAUCCUCUUUCUUUCCAACUCCUGUAUUCACUUUCUGCUGUGGCCCCGACAUUGUGUCUAUUUCUACAAAAGCCAUGGCAAAUCACUGCGUGGUGGUGUGAAACUGGCCUCAUAGUAUUCAUUGUGCACACGGUGAUGGACGCCAUCCAGCAGAGUAAUCAAGGCAUAGCGGAGCUGGAGACGAUGAAAUAUACAGCCCCUGGAGCGUAA
Messenger RNA from Psilocybe cubensis, 573 nucleotides. RefSeq lists its product as uncharacterized. The coding region runs from base 1 to 573 and encodes 190 amino acids. NCBI's taxonomy places the organism in Eukaryota, Fungi, Basidiomycota, Agaricomycetes, Agaricales, Agrocybaceae. The record is from RefSeq and is a predicted model, not a curated record. The transcript is spliced from 3 exons.